Beta vulgaris subsp. vulgaris (sugar beet) is the source of this 5899-nucleotide messenger RNA. Its product is annotated as protein NETWORKED 1D. Bases 410 to 5734 code for a protein of 1774 amino acids. Gene Ontology annotation, molecular function: actin filament binding. The record is from RefSeq and is a predicted model, not a curated record. Lineage: Eukaryota; Viridiplantae; Streptophyta; Magnoliopsida; Caryophyllales; Amaranthaceae. Gene Ontology annotation, cellular component: plasma membrane. The transcript has 4 exons.
UGUAGUCUUGUGUACAAUAAGAAUUGUUUAGUUGGAGACUCCAUAAACUAAAAAAAACCUCAAUAAUUGUUUUUCUUUUUCAGCGUGACAGCCCUCCAAAGGCUUACAACAAACAGUAGAAAGCUCCCUCCCAAAAAAAAAAAAAAAAAGUAGAAAGCAAAGAAUAAAAGCAAAGCAAAAACAGAGGAGAGAGAAAAAAGAGACACAGAGGAUCAGAGAAAGAGAGAUCCAACGACAAUGGGGUGAGACCUUGAGAACUAAGGGAAGCAUUCAACUGGUUUUUUUUUUUCUUAAAUAGCUCACAAAAUUAUUUAAUUUUCUGGUACAGAAGCUAAUUCUAUGUUGUAAGGGAUUCAGGCAGUGUGAUCAGGCUGGCAUUGUGAAAAUUGAGAUAGUUCUGGAGUGAGUAAUGGCGAAAACUAAAGACAUGUAUUCUUGGUGGUGGGACAGCCACAUUAGCCCUAAGAAUUCUAAAUGGUUGCAGGAAAAUCUCACAGAUAUGGAUAGCAAAGUGAAAACAAUGAUUAAGCUCAUUGAAGUAGAUGAAGACUCUUUUGCAAGGCGAGCUGAAAUGUAUUAUAAGAAGCGGCCCGAGCUUAUGAAGUUAGUUGAGGAAUUCUAUCGUGCAUACCGUGCUUUGGCUGAAAGAUAUGAUAAUGCGACGGGGGUGAUUCGCCAGGCCCAUACAACAAUGGCAGAAGCAUUCCCCAAUCAAGUCCCUUUUCUUAUGAAUGAUGAUGGGCCUGUGAAUGGCACGCACGAUUCUGAUCCCCGUACACCUGAAAUGGCUCCAAUACGAGCUUCAUUAGAUCCGGAUGAAUUGCAGAAGGGUGCACUGGGUCUAUCUUCAUCAGAUUUACUAAAAACAAAUGGGAAUUUCACAGGCGAGGCUGGUAGAUUAGGACCGAAGCAGCUGAAUGGGUUAGGGAAGGCAAGAAAGGGCUUGAACUUUCAAGAAGUGGAGAAGAAGCAUCAUGCUGAGACUCAAACUUUGACUGAAUCGGAGAGAUUAGGAAGAUCAGAGACUGAUAUUCAAGCUCUGAAAGAAGCCCUUGCUAGAUUAGAAACUGAAAAGGAAGCUGGUUUGCUACAGUAUAAGCAGACUUUAGAAAGAUUAUCAAAUCUAGAGUCUGAAGUCUCACAGGCAAAGGAGGAUUCUAAUGGACUGAUUGAACGAGCAAGCAAAGCUGAAGCUCAAGUGCAAAGCUUGAAGGAAUCCCUACAAAAGGUAGAAGCUGAAAAGGAGGCUAGUCUGCUACAGUAUCAGCAAUGCCUCGCCAGGAUAUCCAACUUGGACAGCCAUAUAUCUCGUGCAGAAGAGAAUGCCGGACAUCUUAAUGAACGAGCUUGCAAAGCCGAAGGAGAAAGUGAGGUGUUGAAGGAAGAGCUUUCUCGAUUAAAAGAUGAAAAGGAAGCUCUUCUUGCAAAGUAUAUGGAGGCUUUGGAGAAGCUAGCGAGCUUGGAGAACAAAUUGUUGUUAGCAGAGGACUAUGCCAGCAGGACUAGUGAAAGAGCUGACAGAGCUGAAAAGGAAGUUGAAUCUCUGAGGGAAACCAUAACCAGGUUGACAGAAGAGAAGGAAGCUGUUGUUUUUAAACAUGAGCAGUGUUUAGCGAAGAUAGUGACGUUGGAAUGUGAAAUUGAUCUUAUUGAGAAAGAGGCUAAAAGGCUCAAAGCUGAGAUUGAAGAUGGGGUGGCUAAGUUAAAGGGAAGUGAAGAGCAGUGUCUUCUGUUAGAUAGGUCAAACAAGUCUUUGCAGUCGGAGGUGGAAUUGUUAGAACAGAAAUCGAGUAUUCAGAACCAGGAGCUAUGUGAAAAGCAGAAGGAAUUAGGUAGACUUUGGACAUGUUUGCAAGAAGAACGCAUGCGUUUUAUGGAGGCUGAAACUGCUUUCCAGUCACUCCAGAAUCUGCAUGCGAAAGCCCAAGAGGAGCUCAAGUCUGUUGCUGCUGAGCUUCACCAGAAAGUUCAACAUUUGAAGGACCUCGAAAAUCAGAAGAGAAGUUUAGAAGACGAUGUCCAGAUGGUGAAGGAUGAAAACAAGAGUCUUAAUGACCUUAACCAGUCCUCGGCUGUUUCCAUAAGAAGCAUGCAAGAACAGAUCUCUGACUUGACGGAGGGAAAAGGGAAGCUAGAACUGGAAUUGGAGCUUCAGCUUGAUCAGAGGAAUGCUCUCCAGCAGGAAAUUCACUGUCUUAAGGAGGAAAUAGAUAGUCUGAGCCAGAGACACCAAGAGGUGUUGAGGCAGGUGGAAUCAGUGGGCUUUGAUUCAGAAUCCUUUGGUUCCUCUGUGGAAGAGUUGCAGCACGAGAACUCAAAACUCAAAGAAAGUUUCCUGAGCAGUGAGACUGAGGUAGCUGCUGUAAAGGAGAAGCUAAGGGUAAUGGAGAAGCUCGUGCAAAAGAAUGAGCUUCUGGAGAAUUCACUGUCGAAUUUGAAUAUUGAGUUAGAAGCAGCAAGAAAAAGGGUGAAGGAGUUGGAGGAAUCCUUCCAGUUUCUUCUUGGUGAGAAGUCUACACUUAUUGCUGAGAAGGGCUUUCUUAUAUCCCAGUUACAGAUUACAACUGAGAAUAUAGAGAAACUCUCAGAACAUAACACUUAUCUGGAGAACUCUCUUUUUGAUGCUAGUGCUGAAAUUGAUAUGUUGAGGACGAAAUCUAAGAACUUAGAAGAUUCAUGCAAGUUGCUUGGUGACCAGAAUUCUGUCCUUGUUACGGAGAAACUAACAUUGGCAUCUGAGCUGGAAGCAACACACAGUAGGUUGGAAGAAUUGGGGAAAAGACAUACAGACUUAGAGCAGAGGUUCACUGAUCUGGAGGAAGAGAGAGAAUCUACACUCCGGAUGGUACAAGAAUUGCAAGUAUGCUUAGAUACUGAGAAGCAAGAGCACACUAAUUCAAAUCAGUCAAGUCAGAUCCGAAUGGCUGAUUUAGAAAACCAGAUUCAUCUUUUACAAGAGGCAGGUGAUUACAUGAGAGAGGAGUUCGAAGAAGAACUAGAUAAAGCUGUUAAUGCUCAGUUCGAGAUCUUUAUCUUGAGAAAGUGUAUACACGAUCUGAAAGAUGAGAAUUCUUUAUUUCUGAGGUACUCUGAGAAACUUCUGGAGGCAUCCAGAUUGUCUGAGAAACUUGUAUCGGAACUGGAACAGGAAAAUCUUAAUAAGCAGGAUGAAGUUAUAGUGCUGUCUGGUCAAGUACAAGGGUUGAGAAUGGGGAUCUUUCAUUUGUUAGAUGCACUUGAAACAGAUGCAGGUUUAGCAGGUGAUGACUAUGACAAUGAGGACCGAAGAGUUAUCAACCUGAUACGUGGAAAACUUGAUAAUAUUAAAGCAUCUCUGUGUGAAGCCUGGGAUGAGAAUCAAGAACUCGUUAUUGAGAAAUCUGUUCUUCUUGCAAUGAUUUCGCAGCUUAAACAAGACGUGUGGGAUCUGAAUGCUAUUAUCCACACCCUCAGGCAGGAGGUUGAAAGCAGGAAUGGAGAAGUUAUUCUACUCCAGAAGGAGAUUCAAAAGCUUCUGCAGAGUAAUGAAGAGCUGAUUUUCAAAGUCAGGGAGGGAGCUGAGAAAGAAAUUGUUCUUCUCACUGAUAUGGAAGACCUCCGCGAGAAGCUUUAUCAUCUGCAAGGGGCUUAUGACGAUCUACAAAAAGAAAAUUGCAAGGUUAUUGAGGAAAAGGGAUCUUUGAUGAAGGCAUUUGAAGAUCUGGAGGAGGAGAAACACAAAAUUGAAGAUGAAUGCUCUUGUAUGGUUGGGGAGGUAGUUGCGCUGGACAAUCUUUCGUUCAUUUUCAAAAAAGUCAUCUCUGAGAAAUCAAAGAAAGUCGUAGAGUUGACUUGGAAUAUCGACAAGCUUUGCAGCGACAACAAUAUCCUUGAGGAGAAAGUGAGAAUUGUAGAGAGGACACUGGAAGAUGCUCGAAGUAAAAAUUUGAAUUUUGAGCUCUCAUUAAAAAAUUCAGAGAAUGAACUGAAAGAAGUGAGGGUUGCAAAUGAUAAGUUGAAGGAUGAAAUAGCUAACGAAAAGAAUCUUUUGUUCUUGAAAGAAAAGGAGCUCGUUGAAGUACAGUCAAUAAAAGAGAACCAGGAGAUCCAAGUACUUGAAUUGUCCAAGAAUUACGCUGAGCAACUGAAAGAAUGUGAAGACCUUCAUGAACUUAUUGAAAAUUUAGAUUCACAGAUUUUCAAAAUGCAGAAGGAACAUGAAGAGAGUGAAGCGAGAAUACAAGUUUUGAGUUCAGAACUGCAGAAGGGAAAAGAUGAGGUCAAACUAUGGGAGACUGUGGCAGGAACUUUCUUCACCGAGCUACAGAGCUCUAGUGUACGGGAAGCAUUGAUCAAAGAGAAGUUCUCUGAGCUUUUGAAAGCGUAUGAGAUCCUUGAAGAAGAAAGUGAUUCCAAAUGCGUGGAUAUUGUUCAGUUGAAAGGAAGAGUUGGGACCCUGGAAGGUGAAAAUGCUGCAAUAAAAGCUCGAUUGGCUGCAGAUCUCUCUGCCAUUGUGUCUCUGAAGGAUUCCUUGGCAUCUCUUGAAAAGCAUGCUAAUUGGCACAGAAAGAAUCACAAAACUGACAAUGAGGAGAAUGAGGGUGUCACAAGCAAUCAAAACUUGAGUGAAGAUCAGCCAGUUGUGUUGGUCAACUUGCAUGAUGUGCAGGCUAAGAUCCAAGAUGUGGAAAAGGCGGUUAUAGAACUGAAGCAACAAGCAGAAGAGGAAAACUCUGGUGUCCGUUCUGAACUUGACUCAGCAUUGCGAGAACUUGAGGCACUAAAAUCUCAAAGCAGCUCACGUCGUGGCAGUGGAAGAUUAAGUAGGCGCGUUGCAUCAGCACAUAAUCCAGAGGAAAACAAGCCUCGGAAAACAAAUCCUGAUGUCUCACAUCCAGAGGAGGAGCUUCUGAUGAAAGACAUCAUGCUUGAUCAGGUAUCAGAUAACAACUCGUCUUUUGGUAAAAACAGAAAAGUUAUGGGGUCUGAUGAUCAGAUACUUGAGUUGUGGGAAACUAUGGACCAAGCUGGAAGCAUUGACCUCACAGUUGGUAAGCCUUCCAUUGUUCAUAACAAGUACUCUCAUCUCGAGUCUCUAAAAGAGAACCGGAGUGGCCGGCCAUCAAUAGAAUCAAUGGUGGAGAAAGAACUGAGAGUGGAUGAUCGACAGUUGAAUCCAAAGAGAUCUCUGAAUCCGGAGCAGGAGGAUAACAAGAGAAAAACCCUAGAAAGGCUUGCUUCUGAUGUUCAAAAGCUAACCAACCUUCAGAUUACAGUCCAAGAUUUAAAGGAAAAAUUGGACAGUACUGAAAACACCUUUGGAAAGGGAAAGGGUACUGUUGAGUGUGAUGGCGUCAAGGAUCAACUCGUGGAAAGUGAGAGUACAAUCCUAAAGUUGUUUGAGUACAGUGCAAAAUUGAUGAAGAACAUUGAAAAUUCUUCAACGGCUUCAUCUUUCGAUGGCUCAGUUACAGCUGAUUCAUCAGAAAGUGGGAGUGGUAAGAGGAGGAGAUGCUUGGAGCAAGCAAGGAGGAUAUCAGAGAAAAUUGGAAGGUUGCAGCUUGAGGUGCAGAAGUUACAGUUUUCUCUAAUGAAGCUUGACAAUAAUAAAGUGAGCAAAGGUGGGACCCGAGUAACUGAGCGAAAUACACGCGUUCUUCUACGAGAUUAUCUGUAUGGUGGAUCGCGGACCCCGCGCAGGCGGAAAAGGACUCAUUUCUGUGGAUGUGUGCAGCCUCACACUAGAGGAGACUGAUGUUCUAUAAGCCUAGGAGUUUGAUCAGUUUUAGCUGUUCCUGUAAUUUUUUUCCCAAUCUUUUAGAACUUGUUGACCUACAUAUGAUCUCUUUAUUUUUAUGGGAAAGAGAAUCUCGUGUACAAUAUACAUGUUUAAGAAGCUAGUUAUUCAUGAUUAGAUUAA